CUCCAUUUGCAUUGACCAAACCAAAGGCAAUUUCCAUGACAUUUACACACCAAUCCCAAAGAGUCAUUCCCCUAUAUGAAUAAAACUGUGAAAUAUUCAAAUUAACACACAUUUGUGGGAAUGGAUGAAAAUUUGUAUGAAGCUGUGUUACAAGUCAAACUGUCAAACUGGAUUUGUAUUAAAUGUAGAUUCUCUGCUCUGUCUAGAAUAUUCUAAGAGAGUGUACCAAGGCGUCCGAGUGAAGCACACAGUCAAAGACCUGCUGGCGGAGAAGCGACUCCGACAGACAAGCCCCAGAUACAGCGGAGGAUCAACCAGUCCUCAUUCAUUUGUCCAGAUGCCAGGGUCUCACAUGCUGCCCAGCUACUACGGCAUGAGGCGUCCCUUCAUCUCAGAGUCAGACUUCUGCCCUUCCACCAAGCAGUUCAAUCCUGACGUGUACUCGCCUACACUGGGAGGUAAACCUCUGGGCUGCGAGCCGUCCGCUAUGAGCAGCUACUCCUCCUUCAUUGACAGCUAUUACCCAGAGACCUUCGGUGAAUACCGCAGCGCCGCCGCCUUCUCCAGCUCUGGAGGCUCCUUCCUGCCCUCAUCGGCCCUCUCAUCCCUGCUGCCCUUUGGUGGAGAGUCCUCACAUUUAUUUCUGAGAGACACAUGGGAGCAGUCAGUUCCAGAGCCAGUAUCCCAGGUGGAGGCUCUGUGUCCAGACAGCCUGGCCUCCGUUAGUGUCCCGCCCUCCAUGCCCAGCCCAGACCCCCCGGGGAGCCCCUCCCAGUACCGCUCCCCCAGCCGAGGCUCCUCCAUGGGCCCCGUCUCCAGCAGCCAGCCCUACACCCUGCACUCCCUGGAGGAGGCCCACUACCAUCCUUUAACCUCCAGCAGCUCUUACCCGGGCCCCUCCACCUCCUUCUCCUGCCCGUCCUACAUGAGCACUCCCAUUACCGACCUGGUGUCCAAGAUGGUGACGGAGGAGGCGGCCGACAGCCACGCCGGCCUCCCCCCCGGCAGCGAGGCGCACUCCUCCUGGGCCAAAGAGGACGGAGUGAGCUCCUGGUCGCCCUACGAGAUCAGGAGGGCCUACUGA
This is a messenger RNA of Centropristis striata (black sea bass), 1084 nucleotides long. RefSeq names its product POU class 2 homeobox associating-factor 2-like. Gene Ontology annotation, molecular function: DNA binding; POU domain binding. The record is from RefSeq and is a predicted model, not a curated record. Bases 125 to 1084 code for a protein of 319 amino acids. Lineage: Eukaryota; Metazoa; Chordata; Actinopteri; Perciformes; Serranidae. The transcript is spliced from 4 exons.